Meleagris gallopavo (turkey) is the source of this 1401-nucleotide messenger RNA. The record is from RefSeq and is a predicted model, not a curated record. Lineage: Eukaryota; Metazoa; Chordata; Aves; Galliformes; Phasianidae.
UGGGGAACCCCAAAGAUGCCCAACCGUCAUCACUGCUGUGCCAGGGAGCAGUGCGUGGCCAAUGCAGGAGGGGGCAGCCCGGUGCAGGCAGGUGUGGACAGCCCCCAGGAGUCAUCAGAUGAGGACACGCAGCUCCUCGAGGAGCAGAGGGCCUUCCUGUCACGCUUCAACGUGAAGCUGCUCGCCUUCCCCACCACACACCCCGGAGAGCCCAUCUUCCACGCCUGCCCGCUCCCACCGCCCACCCUGGACACCUGUGGGCUGCAGCCUCGCAGCGUCCUGGAGCAGAAUUUCCUCUGCGCCUCGCCUGCUGCCCAGCUGGCUUUUGUUCGCGAUGGCUACCUGAACCUGCUCUACCAAACCACGUCUGCCUGCCCGCUGCCCAUCCUACGCUGGCUUUUCCAGCUGACGAGCACGUGGCCAGACAGGACCAACGCGUUCCGGACGCUGUGGGAGAUGUGGAUGAGAAGUGAUGAUGAGCCCUGGUGCCCCACACUGCAGGACAUUGGCCAGGCCUUUGCCUACAUGGGUGCUGACCUGGAGGCCCUGCGCUGCCGGCGGCUGCUGCCCCCCGAGCUGUGCCCCAUGGACACGAGGCUGGAUCCGACGUCCUCUCUGGAACAGGGAAACCUCAGUGCCGUCAACACGCUGGCCCUGGUGACACAGCUGGGGGACGUCUGCAAGCUGCUGACAGUGUGCGUGGUCGCCUGCCCGUGCCGCUACCCCGACCGUGCCCGCCGGGAGCUGGUGACACUGCUCUGCUUCCUCAGCCUCGACCGCGAGCUGCGCUGCCAACCCCUGCCCGACCUGUGGCACCUCCUGCACUGCCUGCUGGAGGGCAUCGUGGCCUGGAAGGAGCAGCUGCCUGCGCUCUGCCUGUCGCUCUGCCAGCUCUCCCAGCACCACCACAGCCUGCUUGCCGUCGCACGGCUGCUGCCAGAUAUCACCACCAGGGAGAGGGAGCUCCGCAGACGCCUGAGCCUUUGUGCCAUGGCCCAGCUGCUGGGGAAGGCACCGUGCACCAUGCUGUCCCUUAGGGCGCGGGAAGAGCUGCCAGCACUGGAGCAGCUCCUGGCACAAUCCUGGCCGGACAACCUGCAGCUCCCCACUCACCCCAACGCAACGGACCUCGAGCAGGAGACCUGCUACCUGAGCCGCAGCCUCCUCUACCUCGCCGACAUCGUGGUGGGCACGGAGCGGCCGCGGGACGAACAGCGGGGACAUCUACAGAAGCUCUGCACCCAGCUGGAGCAGUACUUUGGGUCGGGGCUGCGUGAGGACAUGGGGCAGUUCUACCGCUCCCAGCUGAAGAACCUGGCUAUGGUGCUCUACGUCAAGUGGCACGAGCUGCUGGAGUAAGGGGUGCACCCUGGGGUCACCCAAUAAACAGCCCCACAUCAC